Molecule: messenger RNA, 1015 nt
Organism: Cuscuta campestris
Lineage: Eukaryota; Viridiplantae; Streptophyta; Magnoliopsida; Solanales; Convolvulaceae
Source: the annotation of a GenBank genome assembly
ACCUCCUCUCACAUUCUCGUCAGGUCGGAGGUGAGGGGUGUCCGGGGCGAGUUAUUUCACCUUUUGGAGAAUGAAAUAAGUGAUGAAAAUGAAUAAAACUACUUCGUAUUAAUAUUUGUGCCCGAGGCUCUGAAUACUUCCAGUUUAUAUGCGAGUCUAGCCUCUAGAGCAAUGUCCCGUCUUCUUCAUUCCCUGAACCGUCAAUGCGCUUCCCCGUCCACGUCUUUUCCCCGUGCGCUCGCCCAUUUUCGCCGGUCAAAGUCUAACAGCUCCGGCGGCGGUGAAGACGAUGUCCCACACCCACGCCUCAUAGAGAUCGACUUGGAAUCGUCGACCACGGAUCGGGAUCCUGCCGUCUCCGGCAUGCAUAUGCUCGACGAUGUCAUACACAGCCUCAUCCUGCGCCGAUCUGCCCCAGAUUGGCUCCCUUUCCUCCCUGGAUACUCCUACUGGGUCCCUCCUCGCCAUCCGCGCAACAUCGUAGAGGUCGUCCGCAAGAUCUCCGCUGCUAAAGCUCGUCCCUCUCCUCUUUCAGACGAUGAAUGGAUGGCUGUCACCUCGCCUAGCGGCUGGCCUUCCUCCAACUAUUUUUACCAAGGGAGUGCCCCCAUGUAUCCGUUUGCAUCACAAGUGAUAGAAGUGAAAGUGAAGCUUCAGGAAAACUUUGACGACGAAUCUGAAUCUGAGGAUGAGGACGACUGAAUAGCUUAUAUUUGUAUAUCAGGUUGUUGGGGCUAACAAGCAAGCUUUGCGAGGCUGGGGAAAAAUAUGAAACUGGCAAUGAAGGACAAGAAAUGGCAUACUAGAGAUUGAGAUUGAGUUCAGCACAGUGGAUUCAUGCUCCUUUACGCCUUAAACAAAAUACAAUGCACUAAGAAAUGAUGUUUGGAUAAUAAACCUUUGUAUAUAAUUGAAUCUGACAAUCAAGACUUGUUCUGUUUAAUGUUUGAUUCUUAAUGUUAUCAAAAUAAUCUAUAUUCCUUACACUUCCAUAACUUGGCACUUUUCCCAAAUC